AGAAUAUUUUCACACUGGCAGGCCUUGAGUAUAUAAGUUGGCCUUGGUCUGAGCCACAUUUGCCUAGGGUAACCUUUACUUCUUCUCCUUAGAAAUUCUUUGGUUCGAUUUCCUAUGAGUUUACGCUAAGAAUUUCAAACUGUCAGUUUCGGCAUAAUCGGUGGCAAUAAUUCGUGGCACGGCAUUUAAAUUGUUAGUAAUAGGGCUUGUAAAAAUUUUAAUGUAAAUAUUUAUACUUUGUUUUGAGCUGAAUUGUGUGGUUUAACCUUACAUAUAGUAUACUGUAAUAAGAAAUACGAAAUUCCGAAGCUGUUUGAAAAAUGUAUUAAAGUGGAUUUGAUACAUCUUUUAUUGUAUUUCAUUGACGCCAUUUAAAUGGAAUGGUGGUUGAAGGCAUAACCGAAUUAGUGGAAAUUGUAUUGCAUUAUAUAUUGUACGUUCGUGAUGUUUAUCCGAAAGCUGCUUUCGAGAAAAGGCAACAAUAUAAUUUGCCUCUAUGGAAAUGUGUGCAUCCUGGAGUGUGCAGUUAUAUUCAUAAAUUUAUGGAACUGGCAACAGAAUUUUUGGAAAGAACAACAGAAAUUAGAUGUAGUUUUCACAGUCCUUGGAACAUUAGGUCAGCGAUAUGAAGAGUUUGUAUUUGAAAUUGAAGUUAUGGAGUCUGACAUGAUAAAUGAGACUUUGGCCCGCUAUUGUGAAACUACAUUAACUAACAUCUGCCUCAAUAUUAAUACCUGCGAUUCACUGAAAUUAUAUUCUGAUGAUUUUUUUUUUUUUUAAAUGCUGAUAACCAUG
Molecule: messenger RNA, 795 nt
Organism: Stegodyphus dumicola
Lineage: Eukaryota; Metazoa; Arthropoda; Arachnida; Araneae; Eresidae
Product: mitotic spindle assembly checkpoint protein MAD2B-like
Cellular component (GO): zeta DNA polymerase complex
Source: RefSeq, a predicted model, not a curated record